Rangifer tarandus platyrhynchus (Svalbard reindeer) is the source of this 258-nucleotide messenger RNA. The record is from the annotation of a GenBank genome assembly. NCBI's taxonomy places the organism in Eukaryota, Metazoa, Chordata, Mammalia, Artiodactyla, Cervidae.
AUGGUGAGGUGGGGGGACGUCAGACGCUCGCAGGUGGGUGCCCCGCGCCUGGACGGACCUGUUCUCAUCCCAGCCACUCCAACCAUCGCCUCACAAGCCCAUCGGGACGUGGACGGUGACCUUUGCUGGCAGAGCCGCGGCUGCACCCCCCGGAGUCCCUGCCGAGGAGGGGGUCUAGCUAGGGUGGGGGCUGGACAGCCACCCCCCGCGUGCACUGCUCGUGGCUUGGUGGAAGGACGGCAGCAGGCGGGCGCGUGA